GAGGAGGAAGCGGGCAGCGGCCGGAGGGAGAGGCGAGCUCGGGAGGGGCGGGGCCCAUGGAGGGAGACCGAGGGCCUCUCGGGGUAGAUGCUUACAGCCAUAAUGGAUGAUUUAAACCUGCACUACAGAUUUCUGAACUGGAGGAGAAGGAUCCGGGAGAUUCGAGAGGUGCGAGCUGUUCGCUACCAAGAAAGGUUCAAACAUAUCCUUGUUGAUGGAGACACAUUAAGUUACCAUGGAAACUCUGGUGAAGUCGGCUGCUACGUUGCUCCUCGCCCACUGACCAAAGACAACAAUUAUUUUGAGGUGUCAAUUGUGGACAGCGGUGUGCGAGGGACCAUUGCAGUGGGGCUGGUGCCUCAGUAUUAUAGCCUGGACCAUCAACCCGGAUGGCUACCGGAUUCAGUUGCCUACCACGCCGAUGAUGGCAAACUUUACAAUGGCCGAGCCAAGGGCCGUCAGUUUGGGACAAAAUGCAGCUCUGGGGACCGGAUCGGCUGUGGGAUUGAGCCAGUGUCUUUUGAAGUCCAGACAGCUCAGAUAUUCUUCACCAAAAAUGGAAAGAGGGUGGGCUCCACUAUAAUGCCACUUUCCCCAGAGGGCCUCUUCCCAGCUGUGGGAAUGCACUCACUUGGGGAAGAGGUCAGACUCCAUCUUAAUGCGGAGCUGGGCAACGAGGAAGAGGACGACAGCAUCAUGAUGGUGGACAGCUAUGAGGAUGAAUGGGGCCGACUGCACGAUGUGAAAGUGUGUGGCACACUCCUGGAGUACGUGGGGAAGGGGAAGAGCAUAAUUGACGUGGGUCUAGCCCAAGCUCGGCAGCCACUAAGUACCAGGAGUCACUACUUUGAAGUGGAGAUCGUAGAUCCAGGAGAGAAAUGCUACAUUGCACUGGGCUUGGCUCGAAAGGACUACCCGAAAAACCGGCAUCCUGGCUGGAGCAGGGGCUCUGUGGCCUAUCAUGCAGAUGAUGGCAAGAUCUUUCAUGGGAGUGGAGUGGGUGACCCCUUUGGGCCUCGCUGCUACAAGGGAGACAUUAUGGGCUGUGGGAUCAUGUUCCCGCGUGACUACAUCCUUGACAGCGAAGGUGACAGUGAUGACAGCUGUGACACGGUGGCUAUCCGGGCCAAACCGCGAGGCGUGAGGAAUGUCCUUUACUUGCACCAGGAAGCUGAGGAGGAGGAGGAGGAGGAAGAGGAUGGGGAAGACAUGGAGCAAGAACAUGAAGGCAAGAAAGUGGUGGUGUUCUUCACGCGCAAUGGGAAGAUUAUUGGCAAGAAAGACGCUGUGGUGCCGUCUGGGGGCUUUUAUCCCACUAUUGGGAUGCUGAGCAGUGGAGAGAAGGUCAAGGUAGAUCUGCACCCACUCAGCGGCUGAGAAUGAAGGGGCGUGGGGAGCCUUUCUCUUUCCUGCGCCAUUCCUUGGGACUGGCCUGUUGUUCAGGUUGUUCUCUGUUGGACUUCCAGCCUCUGCCUCCAGGGGCAGCAUUUUGUCUAUGGGGCCAUAUAGAUCAUAUUAUCUGUCUAGCUAACACCACCUAGCUUGGUUUCUCUCUCCCCCACCCAAGGAAAAAAAAUCCUAUGUGAUUGCAGAUACUUUUGGGCUCCUUGUACCAUUGCUGGAUGCUGGAUCAAUCCUGAGGCUCUUGUUCCCAAGCAGGUCUGGGAUUAAUCACUGGGACAGUGUCCCGCUCUCUUCCCAAUCACAAUGUUCCAAGUCUGUGCUUUUGAAAGAGGCUGGGAUAUGGCCUGGCCUCGUUGCACUCUGAAUGCAACGGGGCCCCGUUUUCGGCUCUCUACCACUCCUGUGCACCAUAUUGCAUCAGACAUUUGUUGCUCCUCCCCAGCUGCAGGCCAGCCCCCCAACAUCUUGCCUUUCUGGUUUCCCUGCAAAUCCCUUUGCCACUUUUUAAUGCACACUUGCUCCUCCAGUUGAAACGUAGCUUGAGAGGAGCCCGUACCAACUUUGAGGAUGGCAUGAGGGAAUGUUAUACAGAUGAUGAAAAUCUUGGACUGUAUUUCCCUGUGUGUUGUGCACCUCCCUGUCACAUCACUUGUUUAAAGGAGGCGGCCUUCCAUCCAUGCUGAACUCCCUUCCUGCUAUUGUGCUAGCAUGCCUUCUUCCUAGUGCCAGUCUGGAGGUGUGCUGUGAGGGCACCCUGCUUUCUUCCCAGCUCCCUUUCCUGAGCCAUUGAGAUCCCUCAAAUAAUUGAUGCUGGACCCGGGAAAGGGUGGUCCUUGUCCUGGGUGCAAUGCUGCUGCAAACCUGUACUGCUGCUACUGCCAUUUUGUAAGUGGGAGUGGGAGCAAGCAGAGAUAUGGGACGUGAUUGUAAAGUGUUUUCUCUUCCUCCUCCUCAAGUUAAUGAGGGCUGGCCCUUGAUGUGUAGCUGCCCUUGUCUUCCUUUGCGCUCUAGGUCUCUUGUCCUCUGCGUUGUGCUUGCUGUCUUGUAACCUUACCUGUUUUGGCUCUGAGGUUAUUCAAAGGCUCUUCAGAAGUGUAAGAAAUCUGUCAUGAUGUCACUUGUGUAGGUGUGGCUAAUCUAUGGCAGGAGAUCCUUGAUCCUUGGGGGUGGAAGAUAGGGGAAGGACAGGCCCUACACUAGCCCCUCUGGCCCUGUUGCUGCUAUUAAUUUUCUCAGAAGCUGGUGGUCCUGCAAAUAGUUGCACUGGCUCCCUCUUGUGGUCCAGCUACCUGGCUUUGUUGCAAUUGUACUGUUUUUUUAAUAGGUGGGUUGGGAACAUAAGCAUCCCUUUGUGGUUCGUUCUUGCUUGAAUGUUGAUGUUGUGCCAGCAACCACCCCAGACUCUUUGGAAAUGUGACAGCACCUCCAUCUUCAACCUUAAUCCAUGCUGCUGUUGCAGACUCCCACUGGUGGCUGCUUCCUAUCUUCCCAUCACCAAAAUAACCUAAUACUUGAAUGGGAUGCCAGUGAGAGAGAAAGAUCAGCAAGCUUUGCUGUUGCAAUCUUUGGAGAGAGCCAAAAUACUGUCACCCUGUUGUGCAGCCUGCUCUUGGGCUGUGUGAGCUGACGGUUGUCCUUCUCUCCAGCUCUGCAUGGCACCGGUUCCUGCUGCAUCACCGUAGAAAGCAUCUUUAUACAUCCAAUAAAGUUGAAAUGUCCAUAUUUAUCCAGCACUG
Lacerta agilis (Sand lizard) is the source of this 3140-nucleotide messenger RNA. It is a transcript of the gene SPRYD3, whose product is annotated as SPRY domain containing 3. The record is from RefSeq and is a predicted model, not a curated record. The transcript has 11 exons. Gene Ontology annotation, molecular function: protein binding. NCBI's taxonomy places the organism in Eukaryota, Metazoa, Chordata, Lepidosauria, Squamata, Lacertidae. The coding region runs from base 88 to 1377 and encodes 429 amino acids.